GAAGCACCGACCAAAUCCAAGUCAGUUCAGUUCCCUGUUAAUCCAGUCAAUGUGGUGCAAGAAGGAGAAGGGGAAAUCAAACCUAGGAAAGGGAACAAGGCUCCAGUAGAUCCUGAGGUAGUGCUCUCUAGGGAAGGGGAUGAGGCGGAAGGCACUAGUGCUGGGGCUGCUGUCGAUCUCGCUGAAAAUGAUGAGGACGAGGGAGAGGUGGUUUCUCCAGGUGAAGUAAUCAUGAGAGAUCGGAUGUUGGUCGGAGUUGGUUAUCACCACGAAGAACCUUUACCGUUCUUUGACGAAGCUCAGCAGCGACGAAACCCAUGUCAACGUAUGGAACGACUCAAAGAGUAUAUCGUUGUGCUCCGUCAAGGCCGUGUUGAACUGUAUCAAGACUGGCGUCUGCCCUUGCAGGAGCAUUUCAAGAAUCAGAAACGACUCGCCUUUAUCAUUCCACUACAACCCGGUCGUACGUCAAUCACUAUAUUCAACUCCACAGAUAUGACCCUCUGUCUGACCACAUCGGCUGGUCGAUUGCACGACGAUCUCGAACAUAUGUUCCAAUCCUCCCGUUCAACCACGAUCAAACAUCGACUCUCUCAUUCGAAACAAGUUCAAUGGCUCCGUCGUCGAAGACAAGGUACUCAUGUUUUCAUUCUCAAAAUUCCGGAGAGAUCACGAUCUCUUGAUUGGUUUUGGGAAUGUUGGCGGGAACUCAGUGGGGAGCUUCCUUCGUGGCUGGACAUCAACGUCUCGGAGUUGUCAAUGUCAAUCCGAUUACAUCUCCCACAAGACGAGGACGAAGUGGGUGGGAAACAUAUGACUAAGCAGUUCAGCCAGGUCAAUACGGUCAACACAUGUUUCGAAAUGAUCAAAGAGGUGAUUGAUGUGGAAGAUCUGGAAAGACAAAGAAGCGUAUAUGGAAGAGAAAAUGUAGAUCUUCGUUUGUGUUGGAAGUCACCUUCGGGUGAGCUGGAUUGGGUGGCGUAUGAUGAUACUGUUGAAGGGAAGAGUAGAAAUUGGGCAUUACUUGCCGGUGUGUCUCGAUGUCAAAACGAGCGUACUCCCGGUACACUUGAGUUACGUCCCGCCGGUCAUCGUCCCCGCUUCCUACGACUAGAAGACGGUACCUCUCUCAUCGAGCCUCCAGGAAUUGAAGGAUAUCUUAUUCGACAUAAAUCUCCCACUUCACCCAGAGAGCACGUUUAUCUUUCUACACAUGAAGGAAAUAUCUACACGUCUACAAUGAAGAACGCUCAUCCUCCCCUAACUCCGGGGAAAGAAAGCCAUACUCCCCGUGAUCUGUUCCCGGAGGUUUUCGAUACUUUCCAACAUGAAGAAAGUGAAAGAAUGUCCUUCUUUCUUCAACACUCAGUCGGAAGUGUCGAUUUGAGAAGUAUUGAAGAGGUCGAACUCUUGCCAGUGACUUGGGGUAGAGGACCAGGGGGAAGAUCGGCCAGAUCCUUCGAACUCGCUCUGUCGAACGAGACAGUCAAGUUCGAAGCUCACACUACCCAAUCAGCGGAGGAAUGGGUCCAAGGCUUGAAGAGAUUGGUGGAAUAUUGGAAGAGACGUCACCGAGUCGAUGCUCGACAAAGGAUGGAUGCUUUGGAGGUGACAGCUUCUCAUGAUCCGUUCGCAGGGACAGAACUGGGGAAAGGGUCAGAUGUCAUCUUGACGGAUAUUUGGGAUUGGUGUACUCUUAAAGGGUGUACACCGGUCUGUCAAGCUGGAAGGUUGUUUGUGAAAAGAGGACCUUAUAGGAAGUUUCGCCAUCGAUACAUUGUCCUCUCCGGAGGAUGCAUAAUCACAUUCAAAAUCAAAUCCUCUCAACCGUUUCAACAUCGUAAAUCCCGUUGGCCCCUAUUCGGAGCAUACGUUUAUUCUGGUAUGUUAGCAGUGGAUGAAUUACACGUAGCACAGGAUCAAGAUGCUUUUACAACUCGACAUAGGGUAUAUCAAGAUGGUCUUCAAAGUUGUGACGGGACGGAAGAUACUACUUUUUGUGUCAGGUUUUUGUUACCUGAGAAUGGAUGGGGGAAAAGACAUCCAUGGGAAGAAGGAGGGAUCAUUCAACCUCCACAACUUAGUGAGAAACCUCCUGCGUUGUUAAUCUUUCGAGCCAGGUCGAAGCUGGAAAGAGAUCGUUGGGUAUGGGCAAUCAACGCAGAGAUGGAACGUCAAUCUCGUUCACAUGUGGAGAUGGGGAAAACAUUACGGAACUUUGGGCAGGUUCCUGUUCGCUGA
Messenger RNA from Tremella mesenterica DSM 1558, 2241 nucleotides. RefSeq lists its product as uncharacterized. The transcript is spliced from 10 exons. Gene Ontology annotation, cellular component: prospore membrane. The record is from RefSeq and is a predicted model, not a curated record. The annotation marks the transcript as partial. Gene Ontology annotation, biological process: ascospore-type prospore membrane formation; protein localization to prospore membrane. Lineage: Eukaryota; Fungi; Basidiomycota; Tremellomycetes; Tremellales; Tremellaceae.